Molecule: messenger RNA, 712 nt
Organism: Oryzias melastigma (Indian medaka)
Lineage: Eukaryota; Metazoa; Chordata; Actinopteri; Beloniformes; Adrianichthyidae
Gene: ppil3
Product: peptidylprolyl isomerase (cyclophilin)-like 3
Biological process (GO): protein peptidyl-prolyl isomerization; protein folding
Cellular component (GO): catalytic step 2 spliceosome
Molecular function (GO): peptidyl-prolyl cis-trans isomerase activity
Source: RefSeq, a predicted model, not a curated record
AUCCCACCAAGUCGGUCUGGUCGGACACAUUUCUAAGAUACACUAGUCCAGUUUUUCCUGCAUUUGAAAUGGCGGUAACUUUUCAAACAGAUCUGGGAGAAAUCAAAAUCGAGUUGUUCUGUGAGCGGACUCCUAAAGCAUGUGAAAACUUUCUGGCCCUGUGCGCCAGCGGGUUCUACAAUGGAUGUGUCUUCCAUCGGAACAUUAAAGGCUUCAUGGUUCAGACCGGAGACCCGACAGGAACUGGCAAAGGCGGGACGAGCAUAUGGGGGCGCAAAUUUGAAGAUGAAUUCAGCGAGCACCUAAAGCACAACGUAAGAGGGGUGGUCUCCAUGGCCAACAGUGGCCCCAACUCCAACGGCUCCCAGUUUUUCUUCACGUAUGCCAAACAGCCCCACCUGGACAUGAAGUACACCAUCUUUGGAAAGAUCAUCGACGGCUUGGAAACGUUAGAUGAACUAGAGAAGCUUCCUGUGAAUGAGAAGACGUUCCGACCGUUAACCGAAACCCGGAUCAAGGAUGUGACCAUUCAUGCCAACCCCUUUGCUGGAUAACUGGAAUGUUGUGCAUUAAAGUUUCAGUCUAGUUGGUUAAAACCAGGAGAAACAUGCAGAAAAUAUGUUAUGUCUGUUGUAGUUUCAAUAAAACAUACAUAGUUAGUUUGGCAAAUGUUCCAAGUUUUUUUUUGUACUAAAUAAAGUUUUAUACCAUU